AUGGAGGAGGAAAAACGCUUCGAAUACGAGCUUACAACGUCGACCAAAGUGGCUCAAUUAUAUUUAAAUCCAGCGACUGUUCUGGCCAUGGCAGACAGGGAAAAGGGGUAUUUGUCCACAAGCGUAACCGUUAGAGAUUUGGUACAGAACGAUAUAACACGGUUAGUCGAACUGAAGGAAGUGGAGUCAAAAGUUAAAACACUUGCCAAAUCGGGGGAAGUUCUAGCAUGCAAGUUGCAUGUUACCGGGGGACCAGAUUCAGCUACUGGUUUUUCUCAUUAUAAUCAGGAUGGAAUCCUUGGUCAGGAUGAUUCGCUACUAUCAGAGCAUUACAUGUCGUUGCUUCUCGUUGCGGAGAAUGGAGAUGAAAUUUGGCGCAACCCCAACCCACAAUCGGACACUUUCUGUCGCCCUCGUUCGUUAAACUGGACAAAGGAGACUGACAAGCUAUCGAAACAUAUGUUUGAUCAGUUUUUCAGGGAAAUUGAUGAAAUGAACGAGAACCCUCUUGAUGUACAGAUCAGCGGCAUCACAAUGAAAAUUAUGGUUUCUGGGAUGUAUACGCUAAUCGAUGGUAAAGUGGCGAAUGCUAUCGUUAAUAAUCGUAACACACAUGCAUGCCCUUUGUGUGUUGAAGAUGCAGAUCCACGUGUUGGACCGUCCUUUUUUCAUUCAAGACUAAAUAUGGUGGAGUGGUUGAUCAGAUAUGCUGGUAAAAAUAAAGUUGAGGGGCACCCUGCUUUAUCCCAUCCCGAUGUCAAAGCCGCUUGUCGAAAAAUAGCGGAUGAACUAGAGCAUUUCUUCAAACUUCAUGUAAAUCGACCUAAGAUUGGCGGUAGCGGAAGUAGCAACAAUGGAAAUAUGGCGCGGAGGUUGUUGGCCGACCCAGGAAACUUUUCCAGAAUUCUUGGAGUUAGAAAAGACCUUGUAGAAAACUUGCGGCUCAUCAGCAGCUUGGCUCUUUCUUCAAACCACCUGGAUUCGAAGAAGGUUGCGGAACUAUUCAAAACUAUCAUGAAGCAGUUGGACAGAGAGUUUCCGGAUGCUAGACAAAUACCACCGUGCAUCCAUAAAUAUAAACACCUGAGUGAAAUGGUGAAGCGACUACCAUAUACAAUGAAUUUCGUGGAUGAACAAGCUGGUGAGAGAUGCCAUAAACGGUAUAAAUUCACUCGGCCGCAUUUGGCCAGAAAGACGUCUCCAGAAGACAGUAUCAAUGACAUGAUGAAAACCGCUCUGGCAUGGUCCGACGUGAAAUUUGCACACCUAGAUGCAAAGAACACCAGGAAGUUACGUGUAGAUGAUGAAGAUUUUAACCAAAAACUGGCCUCGUUUUAUGCAUCCAAUGAAUAUGAUGGAGAUUACGAAGAAAUUCCGGUGAUUUCAGCGUCAGAUGAUGACAUGUCGUCCGAUUAUGAAGAUAAUGUUUCAACUGACAGCGACGAUGAGGAGUAG
Messenger RNA from Ochlerotatus camptorhynchus, 1455 nucleotides. RefSeq lists its product as uncharacterized. Lineage: Eukaryota; Metazoa; Arthropoda; Insecta; Diptera; Culicidae. The transcript has 4 exons. The coding region runs from base 1 to 1455 and encodes 484 amino acids. The record is from RefSeq and is a predicted model, not a curated record.